GCCGCAGCAGCGCCAAGUAUGUAAAGUCGACGCCAUCCCACCACCCCUUCCACCUCUUACUCCCCCUCCCUUUUCCUUCGCUUGCUACAUCCCCCGAUAUCUCUGCCCCCUUUUAUGGUGUCUGUUAACGCCAAGGUAGCCCAAGGCGGCGGCGGACGAGAAGCAGCAGCGUCGUCGGUGGUCUUCUUCCCCCACGACCUCCCGGGCCUCUCCUCCAUGGCCCUCCCUGGCGCGGCCGGCCUCCUGACCCCCGCAGCUGCCGCUGCGGAGGACCCCAGCAAGAAGGUCCGGAAGCCCUACACCAUCACCAAGUCCCGCGAGAGCUGGACCGAGCAGGAGCACGACAAGUUCCUCGAAGCCCUCCAACUUUUUGACCGUGACUGGAAAAAGAUAGAAGCAUUUGUUGGCUCAAAGACCGUCAUCCAGAUAAGGAGCCAUGCACAGAAGUACUUUUUGAAGGUUCAGAAGACUGGUACAAGUGAACAUGUACCUCCACCUCGGCCUAAGCGAAAAGCAUCUCAUCCAUAUCCACAGAAAGCACCUAAAAAUGCUUCACAGAUAUCUCAAGGCGCUACUCCACUCCAGACUUCCUGUUUGCUUGAACCAGGCUAUACUUUUGCAAUAGAUACAUCUUCCACGCCCAGAAGCUCUACUGCAAAUGGGCCAAUGCCUUCUGGAGUUCACAAAUUGCAUCCUGUCAGUACAUCUCAUCUGACAACAGGUGGCGCAGGACCUUCUGGAGCAUUGGCGGUAAACAAUUGCUGCUCUAGCAGCACGAUAAGUCGGACAACCUGGCCUAAUUGUGAUUUGGCUGAUCAAGAAAAUCAUGUCACAACUCUUCGUGUUAUGCCAGACUUUGCUCAGGUGUACAGCUUUCUUGGAAGUGUCUUUGAUCCUAGCACUACUGGUCACCUGCAAAGACUGAAAGAGAUGGAUCCCAUUGAUGUUGAAACAGUGUUGUUGUUGAUGAGGAACUUAUCUAUCAACUUGAAUAGCCCCGACUUUGAAGCCCAUAGAAGGGUACUCUCAUCAUGCAAUGAUGACAACGAGGAGGAUGCGAAAUCUGGUAUUGCUAAUAACAUAUCUAGAACUAGUGAAACUGUUGCUCCAUUUAUGGUUAAAGGUGAAUGAAUGUUAAUUGUGCGUUGUACUUGAGUA
This is a messenger RNA of Musa acuminata AAA Group (dessert banana), 1158 nucleotides long. RefSeq names its product protein REVEILLE 5-like. Bases 115 to 1131 code for a protein of 338 amino acids. NCBI's taxonomy places the organism in Eukaryota, Viridiplantae, Streptophyta, Magnoliopsida, Zingiberales, Musaceae. The transcript has 9 exons. Gene Ontology annotation, molecular function: DNA binding. The record is from RefSeq and is a predicted model, not a curated record.